This is a messenger RNA of Carassius carassius (crucian carp), 1284 nucleotides long. RefSeq names its product 4-hydroxy-2-oxoglutarate aldolase 1 (gene hoga1). Gene Ontology annotation, molecular function: N-acetylneuraminate lyase activity; 4-hydroxy-tetrahydrodipicolinate synthase activity. The transcript is spliced from 8 exons. The record is from RefSeq and is a predicted model, not a curated record. Gene Ontology annotation, biological process: N-acetylneuraminate catabolic process. Lineage: Eukaryota; Metazoa; Chordata; Actinopteri; Cypriniformes; Cyprinidae. The coding region runs from base 182 to 1159 and encodes 325 amino acids.
CUCGAGAAAGUGAGCUGUUACACAAGCAGGUUUCUCUUCUUCAGAUACAAUAGAAUAACAAUAAACUCUAAUAACUACAUUGUGUCGAGACACUAGUGGUCAAGUUUUCUGACUGAGUAAAUAAGGACUUCUAUGAGACUGUUUGAACAUCUGCAGCAACAACAACAGACGAAUCACGAGCAUGUUUGCGACACGAAGCUUCAGUCUUCUGUGCAGGAGAUCAGCUGUUUUAGCAUGGAGAAGAAACACAAGUCAGAGUGCUGCGAAGAGGCUGGAUAUAAGUGGGAUUUAUCCUCCCAUUGCCACUCCAUUCACUCCGAGUGAAGACGUGGAUUACCAACGACUGGAUGACAAUCUCAAGAAGUACAGCAGCUUACCUUUCAGAGGUCUGGUAGUGCAGGGCUCUAAUGGGGAGUAUCCAUACCUGACACCGGAGGAGAGGGUCGAGGUGGUGAAGAGAGUCAAGCAGACGCUGCCUGAAGACAAGUUACUCAUGGCUGGAUCUGGCUGUGAAUCUACCAGAGCCACGAUCCAGAUGAGCCAGCGAAUGGCAGACGCCGGUGCUGACUGUUUGUUAGUGGUAACACCGUGCUUUUACCGCGGUCGAAUGGAUAGCCGAGCUCUUAUAAACCACUACACUAAGGUGGCAGAUUCCAGUUCGGUGCCAGUUGUGUUGUACAGUGUGCCAGCAAACACGGGUCUCGACCUGCCUGUGGAUGCAAUAAUUCAACUUUCCCAGCAUCCAAAUAUCGUCGGCCUCAAAGACAGCGGUGGAGAUAUCAGCAGAAUAGCUCUGGUUGUGCAGAAGACCAGAUCGCAGGGUUUCCAGGUUCUUGCAGGAUCUGCCGGUUUCCUCAUGGCUGCAUACGCUGUCGGGGCCGUGGGAGGUGUGUGCGCCCUCGCAAAUGUCCUGGGUCAGCAAGUGUGUGAUCUAGCGCAGCUGUGUGUUUCAGGACGCUGGGACGAGGCCAGAGAGCUCCAGUAUCGCCUCAUCGAACCCAACACAGCAGUAACUCGUCAGUAUGGCGUUCCCGCUUUGAAACAAGCGAUGGAGUGGUUUGGAUAUCAUGGCGGUGUGUGCCGGUCCCCGCUGCAGCCUUUCUCAAAGGCAGAUUUAGAGCAGCUUCAAGUCAAAUUCUCCUCCAAUGGCUGGCUGUAGAAACAGGAAGGCCAGCGGAAUCUAAGUGUUACAGUACUGUGUUCUAAAACAGAAUGUUGAAUCAUUCUUUCUGUGUUGUCUUUAAUUCAAGCAGCAAUAUUUGAAUAAAAGGAAACGAUACGUGU